AUGCUCUCCUCCUUUGUCCUCCCGGCGCUCGCCCUCAUGGGCACCGCUGAUGCAAGACCACACUCGCCACCACGAGGGCCCCCUCCCGCCUUCUUUCUCGCCGGUGACUCGACGACCGCUCCGGCCGGCGGAUGGGGCGACGCCUUCGUCGCCAGCCUCACAAAAGGCUCGACUGGGAUCAACUUCGGUCACAGCGGCGCGACCACAUCAUCCUUCCGAGCAGGCGGCGACUGGGACGAGGUCCUCACCGCCGUAAAGAACCACACCAAGACCCACCGUCCGUUUGUGACCAUCCAGUUCGGACACAAUGACCAAAAGACCGAGGAGGGAUUGGCCGUCUUCCUGGACAACCUCGUUCAGUUCGACGAGGAGGUACGCGCUGCCGGCGGCGAGCCGAUCUUCUUAACCUCACUCGAGCGUCGACGGUUUGCUAGUGAUGGGACCAUAACACAUACUCUGGAUAAUGUCGUCGCGUUGACUAUUGAGGCGGCGGAAGAGACGGGAGCCCGGUGGGCGGAUCUGAAUGCCGCUUCGAGGGCGUAUCUCGAAGCGAUUGGGCCUGAGAAUUCCGCUACGUAUAACCUCGACGAAACGGAUCGUACUCAUCUGAAUGAUGCGGGAGGCGUUGUGUUUGCCGGUUUGGUUGGGCUGUUACUCGAGGGCCUUGAGCCGCGAUUUGCGAAGUACAUUGGUACUGAUCCAGAGUUGGAGGCCGCGCUGAAGGCAGGCGAGUACUUCUACCCGGAAUGA
Messenger RNA from Aspergillus calidoustus, 750 nucleotides. Lineage: Eukaryota; Fungi; Ascomycota; Eurotiomycetes; Eurotiales; Aspergillaceae. The record is from the annotation of a GenBank genome assembly.